AAGGCGUUCGGCAAGGAAAUUCAGGCGCUCGUUAGACAGCUACUGCAACACUCUAAGGUCCUUUCCUAUUACAGGCUUGGAAAAUACGUCAUCAUUCCUCUCCGGGCAUGCUGGCUGAAAACGUGUCUACUGUGAUCGCGUUGCUGGAUUAAUAUUUCGCAGAAUUGUUGUCGAUCUCGAACAGCUGUGAAAGAUGGAGUACAUUCAAACUCCAGCAACAAGCAGCCAGGGAAACAUUUUGUGCUGUACCUGUGGUAUCCCCAUUCCUCCGAAUCCAGCCAACAUGUGUGUGUCCUGUCUGAGAACCCAGGUGGAUAUCUCAGAGGGGAUUCCCAAGCAAGUCUCCGUUCACUUCUGCAAACAGUGUGAACGAUACUUGCAGCCUCCAGGCACCUGGGUUCAGUGUGCAUUGGAGUCCAGGGAACUACUUGCCCUCUGUCUCAAGAAACUGAAAGGAUCAAUGAGCAAGGUGAGGCUGAUAGACGCUGGAUUCUUGUGGACAGAGCCUCAUUCCAAAAGAAUAAAAAUGAAACUGACCAUUCAGAAAGAGGUGUUGAACGGAGCCAUCCUCCAACAAGUAUUUGUCGUGGAAUUUGUCGUUCAGCCACAGAUGUGUGACGACUGUCACCGGGUGGAAGCUAAAGAUUUCUGGAAGGCAGUCGUGCAAGUCAGGCAGAAGACUGUUCACAAGAAAACGUUUUUCUACUUGGAGCAGUUGAUCCUGAAGCACAAGCUCCAUCAGAACACACUGAGGAUUAAGGAGAUCCACGAGGGCAUUGAUUUCUAUUACGGCUCUAAGCAGCAUGCUCAGAAAAUGGUCGAUUUCCUUCAGUGCACAGUUCCUUGCAGGUCCAAAGCCUCCCAGCGGCUGAUCUCUCACGACGUCCACUCCAACUCCUACAACUACAAAAGCACCUUCUCGGUGGAGAUCGUACCCGUCUGCAAGGACAGCGUGGUAUGUCUGUCCCCAAGGCUGGCUCAGAGUCUGGGGAACAUGGGGCAGAUUUGUGUCUGCAUCCGGGUCACGAGCACCAUCCACCUCAUCGACCCAAACACCCUGCAGAUCGCCGAGGUGGAUGGAAGCACGUACUGGCGUCACCCCUUCAACAGCCUCUGUAGCCCCCGGCAACUGGAGGAGUUCAUCGUCAUGGAUAUGGACAUCAUCAGGGAUCAGAAGCUUGGAGCUGGAGCUGGUCUCAGAUCUAACAGGCAUACCCUGGCAGAAGUGUGGGUCCAGAAGACAUCAGAAAUGGACACCAGCCAACAGUAUCACUGCCGCACUUACCUGGGUCACCUGCUCAACAUAGGUGACCUGGUGUUGGGCUUUGAUUUCGCCAAUGCCAACAUUAAUGAUGAGUUCCUCAACAAGAUGAACCCUCACCACGUUCCUGAUGUGGUUCUGAUAAAGAAGAGCUAUGACCGGGCUAAGAGAGUGAAGUCCAGGUACUGGAAACUGAAGGAACUGGAAAGAGAGAGAGAGGGCAUGGACACAGACGAUGAAAGACAAUAUCAGGACUUCCUAGAGGACCUGGAGGAAGAUGAAGCACUGAGGAAGAAUGUGAACAUCUUCAGAGACGCCUCUAAAAUCCCCGUGGAGAGCGACACGGACGACGAGGGCGCCCCGCGGAUCUCCCUGGUGGAGAUGCUGGAGGACCUGAGCCUGAACGACGCCACGGGGGGAGAGGGGGCCGACAUGAUGACGGAUUAGAUCGGUCAGACCUGCCCACGGCAAAGACGCCAUCAGAGAGAAAUGAUCCCCGUUUGUUUUUGUGACUGCUCUCCAAACGCUGUCUCGGCGGACUCACUGUUUACUGCAAUAUGACUCACCCGCUCGGUGAGUUUUAGACAUCAGCUCCCCGUGUGUAGAAUACUGAAGACAGUACACUUCUCCCUGUCACAUUGUGGGAGGAAAAAAGACAGUUAAUGAGCUGUUGUUAAGAGAGAGUUGAAACUCUAUUUAACAUUUUCUCCUGUUUCACCUGUAUGCCCUUAUGACCAGAUCAGGCUACAAAUAGAGUGAUUGAAGUGUGUAAGUGGGACUGUGUGGCAUUGCAAAAGGUCUAAUACAAAUAAACUAUAUCAUAUGAACCAA
Molecule: messenger RNA, 2092 nt
Organism: Chanos chanos (milkfish)
Lineage: Eukaryota; Metazoa; Chordata; Actinopteri; Gonorynchiformes; Chanidae
Gene: nmd3
Product: NMD3 ribosome export adaptor
Exons: 16
Coding region: 194-1708 (504 amino acids)
Biological process (GO): ribosomal large subunit export from nucleus
Cellular component (GO): nucleus; cytoplasm
Molecular function (GO): ribosomal large subunit binding
Source: RefSeq, a predicted model, not a curated record